UUCUGGUUGGGGGGACAGUCAAAAGAGACCACCAUAUAUUUAUUUUUGACAAUAUUUGUUAGAUUUUUCAAUUUCAAUUCGUUCUCAAAUGUAAAUAAAUCAAAGGAAAAGACGAUACACUACAUACCCUGGUUCGAUUCCAGGCUGUAUCACAACCGGCCGUGAUUGGGAGUCCCAUAGGGCGGCGCACAAUUGGCCUAGCGUCCUCCGGGUUAGGCCGUCAUUGUUCACGGGAGAUGAAGGUUAAAAUCAAGCAGUGGAACGGCGUGGCAUCCUGGCUGUGGAUGGCCAAUGAUGAGAACUGUGGGAUCUGCAGGAUGUCUUUUAAUGGCUGCUGCCCAGACUGUAAGGUUCCUGGAGAUGACUGCCCAUUGGUCUGGGGCCAGUGCUCCCACUGCUUCCACAUGCACUGCAUCCUCAAAUGGCUCAACUCCCAGCAGGUCCAGCAGCAGUGCCCCAUGUGUCGGCAGGAGUGGAAGUUCAAAGAAUGAGCUCAUCUGGAGAACAUCACUCGAAUGCCUUUCAAAUAGACUGAUGCGUCACAAUCAGAGGAUUCUAGUGUUUCAGAAUACAUAUGUUUUUGUUGUACAUUUCCAGCUACUUUUUUUUCUUCUCUGAGGCUGUCAUUGUUUGUAUUAUGUGGAGGGGUGGGUGAAUAAAUAUGUGAUUAGGAUUUAA
Oncorhynchus nerka (sockeye salmon) is the source of this 678-nucleotide messenger RNA. Its product is annotated as anaphase-promoting complex subunit 11. The record is from RefSeq and is a predicted model, not a curated record. Gene Ontology annotation, biological process: protein ubiquitination; positive regulation of mitotic metaphase/anaphase transition; anaphase-promoting complex-dependent catabolic process. Gene Ontology annotation, molecular function: zinc ion binding; cullin family protein binding; ubiquitin protein ligase activity. Bases 237 to 491 code for a protein of 84 amino acids. The transcript has 3 exons. NCBI's taxonomy places the organism in Eukaryota, Metazoa, Chordata, Actinopteri, Salmoniformes, Salmonidae. Gene Ontology annotation, cellular component: nucleus; anaphase-promoting complex.